GCGAAUGGGGGCGCGCGUUCGUCCCUCCGGGCAGCGCUGGGGGCCAGAGUGCCCCGGAGCCAAUGGCAGCGGAGAGGUGCCGGUGCCGAGCCGGGAGCAGACUUGAGUAGUGCUUGGCUGUGCCCCUUCUGAGUGCUCCCUAGGAAAGUGACGAUGAUCACAUUCAUGAACAACUCGGACAGCGAGGAGGAGCCCUGCAAUGAGAGAACAUCCCUGAUGUCUGCAGAGAGCCCUCCAGUACCCUCCUACCAGGAUGGCCUGCAAGCCUCAGAAGCAGGGGAAGCGCAAGCACGUAGGAAGAGACGAACAGGUAGCAGCCGUAGCCCGCACAAUAUUGCUGAUGGGGAAAUGUCUGACUCUGGUGUUCCAGUGAGAGGAAGCACCUUGGAAAAUGAAGAAGAGGAACUGACUCUGAAAUAUGGAGCAAAGCAUGUAAUCAUGCUCUUUGUGCCUGUCACCCUUUGUAUGAUUGUUGUCGUCGCCACCAUAAAGUCAGUGCGCUUCUAUACGGAGAAAAACGGGCAGCUGAUCUACACCCCUUUCAGUGAGGACACCCCGUCUGUGGGUCAGCGUCUCUUGAACUCCGUGUUGAACACCAUCAUCAUGAUCAGCGUCAUUGUUGUAAUGACCGUUUUCCUAGUGGUGCUCUAUAAAUAUCGCUGCUACAAGUUCAUCCAUGGCUGGCUGAUCCUGUCCUCUUUGAUGCUGCUCUUCCUUUUUACCUACAUCUAUCUUGGUGAAGUAUUGAAGACGUACAACGUGGCUAUGGAUUACCCUACUCUGUUCUUAGUCAUCUGGAAUUUUGGAGCUGUUGGAAUGAUUUGCAUCCACUGGAAAGGUCCCUUGCAGCUCCAGCAAGCAUAUCUCAUUAUGAUCAGUGCUCUAAUGGCACUGGUUUUCAUUAAAUAUCUUCCUGAGUGGUCAGCAUGGGUGAUUCUAGGUGCAAUCUCCAUCUAUGAUUUGAUGGCUGUUCUUUGUCCCAAGGGGCCACUGAGAAUGCUGGUAGAAACUGCACAGGAGAGAAAUGAGCCCAUUUUUCCAGCAUUAAUAUAUUCCUCUGCUAUGAUGUGGACAGUUGGAAUGGCAAAGCCAGACACAGCAGCAAGAGGAUCAAGUCAGCACACAUGGGAUGCAGCUGAGGAUGGGAGACAGAACAACAGGAGCCCUUCACAUGCAGACUCUCAAACGCCCGAGAUGAGAAGUUCUGUUCCAACCCACCCCAUCACUUCUUUAGAGGAGCUCGAGGAGGAGGAAAGGGGCGUGAAGCUGGGCCUUGGAGACUUCAUAUUUUACAGUGUGCUUGUUGGGAAAGCAGCUGCCACAGCCAGUGGAGACUGGAAUACUACACUGGCCUGCUUUGUAGCCAUUCUCAUAGGUUUAUGUUUAACUCUUUUAUUACUGGCUGUUUUUAAGAAAGCACUGCCUGCUCUUCCCAUCUCUAUCACCUUUGGCUUGGUCUUUUACUUCUCCACAGACAACCUUGUGCGACCAUUCAUGGACACCCUGGCCUCCCACCAGCUGUAUAUUUAGAAGAAGAAACAGGAGUUAGAGGAUCCUUUUCAAAGCUUUGCUGUGAAGUAUGGUACACUGUUUGGAUUAAGUUAAAGUUUUACACUUAGUGCCAUAUAUCUGUAAGGAAAACACUAACUGUGACAGGUGUUCUAAAAAUCUAAUAGUUACAUGUUGAACUGAGAUUUUUCACAGGACUCUUGGACUCCAGUGAAAAGCCUGGCUCAUAGCUGAUGUCAGAGCAUUACUUUUAUGUUAUUUGAUGUACAUGCUGGCUGCUGUGAGCACAGAAACCUGCACGUAGCAAGGGACACUGGAGAGGUGUGAAGGGUUCAAUCAAACUGUGCUUCGAGAAGCUAAGGUGGUUUAGCCCUGGAACUGCAGUCAAGUUUAACUGUAUUCUAGAAUUUUGAAAGCUUCACACUUUUGAAGCAUUGCACAAACGUGUGGUGCAAAUAAGUUGGACUUGUAAUUAGAAAAACAUUGCAGUCAGUAUGCACAGACCACAGCAGUGUGUUACACCUGGCCCUCAGCAUUAGAGAGGCUGUGAACUUCAUGUAAUGGCCUCCAUGCACACAACUUCUGUUGAAAUUGCCCCAAAUGCCUAUUUAUUCUGACCUUCAGUAGACAUAGUGAGCCAUGAAACAGAUCCAGGCAGGAUGUCAGUGGUGGGACAUUGAAACAUCAGUCUUCUGGUUCUGAGCGUACCCACCCUGCAGCUAACAGCUGAUGAAGGCAGGGCUGCCCAUUCCGGCCCAUCAGAUCCUCAGUGUGGGAAAAUAGAUACUUUUUCCUGCCUCCUCCUAGCAUUUUCUCCUUUUGGAAAUCUUUUUCUGGGUCCAUACCACAAUCCUCAGUUACUGCACAAUUCCAGUAAAUCAGAUUUGUAACUUCU
This is a messenger RNA of Colius striatus (speckled mousebird), 2404 nucleotides long. It is a transcript of the gene PSEN2, whose product is annotated as presenilin 2. Gene Ontology annotation, molecular function: aspartic endopeptidase activity, intramembrane cleaving. The coding region runs from base 154 to 1530 and encodes 458 amino acids. The record is from RefSeq and is a predicted model, not a curated record. Gene Ontology annotation, biological process: intracellular signal transduction; membrane protein ectodomain proteolysis; negative regulation of apoptotic process. NCBI's taxonomy places the organism in Eukaryota, Metazoa, Chordata, Aves, Coliiformes, Coliidae. Gene Ontology annotation, cellular component: dendritic shaft; neuromuscular junction; perinuclear region of cytoplasm. The transcript is spliced from 11 exons.